AUGUCCAUGAACUGCAUGGAGGCCGCUGAAUCACAGUUCCUUACUGCUAUUGAAAUGUCACAAGAAAGAGAUUUAUGGAUGUUUGCAAAACUCAACCUAGCCAUUGUGUAUCUACGAGGUCGGAGAGAUAAUGACUUAGCACAACUCAUGGAACAGGUGAGACCAGAAGCACUGCCCGCAUACGCGCAUGGAUUACGAGCGGCUUCGUAUUACGUACUGGGACUACAGGCUUUUUUCCAGGCGCGGUAUAAUGAAGCCAAACGAUACCUUCGGGAAACUCUAAAGAUGGCCAAUGCGGAAGAUCUGAACAGACUGACUUCCUGUUCGCUUGUGUUGCUCGGUCAUAUAUUUUUAUCAAUCAACAAUUCUCGGGAAAGUAUGAACAUGGUGACACCAGCGAUGCAACUGGCCAGCAAAAUACCAGACGUUCAUGUCCAAUUGUGGGCCUCCGCAAUAUUGAAAGAUUUAUAUCGGCUGGCCGGCGACACUGAGCGCGAAAAUGAAGCUUACCAAAUGCACUGCAACUUUUCACAAGCUCUCCUAAAGGAUCAUUUCCAAGCGACUCAGCUGCCUCAACAUGCGUUAAUUCAGUGGACGAGCGGGCCUCCCCCCCGUAUUCCCCCCCACCCUCAAACGUUACUAACACCACAUAGUGACCGGGGAACAGUCCUAGGACAGAAGACGUGCCUAGUGAUAGUGAAAAAUAAUGAAAAAGCACUCAGUUUAAGAAGGAUUAUUUAG
Molecule: messenger RNA, 741 nt
Organism: Parnassius apollo (apollo)
Lineage: Eukaryota; Metazoa; Arthropoda; Insecta; Lepidoptera; Papilionidae
Source: the annotation of a GenBank genome assembly